Molecule: messenger RNA, 549 nt
Organism: Macrosiphum euphorbiae (potato aphid)
Lineage: Eukaryota; Metazoa; Arthropoda; Insecta; Hemiptera; Aphididae
Source: the annotation of a GenBank genome assembly
AUGUUCCAGCGUCUAAGAAGAAUGUCUUCGGCCAACUGGGGCGUGAGCCAGACAACGGCUAUGGUCAAUUAUAAGGCAGUCUUCCUCCCGCGCAUAACAUAUGCCGCGGAAAUUUGGAUUAAGUGUCUGGAACUGAAAAAGUCCAUAGAAAAGCUAGGCAGCAUACAGCGAGACGCUCUAAAAGCAGUAACGGGUGCAUACAACACUGCAUCAACGGCAGCCUUACAGGUCAUAGCCGGUCUCAUGCCACUCGACCUAGAAAUAAAAAGACACUGUGCCAGAAUGGACCUAAGAAAUGGUAGAUGCACGCCCGACGAAUACGACGCUAAGAUAAACGAACUACUGGACAUUUGGCAGGACAGGUGGAAUCCGACACAAGACACUCCAAGGACGGGGGACUGGACCAGGAACCUCAUCCCCUGCGUAAAGACGAGAUACGGACUCCCAAUGAAAAUGAAUCACUAUAUUAGCCAGAUGCUGACAGGUCAUGGAGACUUCUAUGGAAAACUCCACUCCUUCAAACUGUCACCCAGCCCGAACUGCAGAUGA